UGAUACACAAGGAAUAGAAAUUAGAAAGCAGAGGCAAGCAAGAAAAAGUAUAGAAUGAAGGUUGUGUUGUGUGUGUAUCCCUACAAGUGUUUUGUGUUUUCCCUUUCCUGAGGCUGAGGCUCCGUCCAUGGCAGAGGCAUCUCCAAAGGCGAACCUCCUCCUGGGGCGGUUCGAGCUCGGUAAGCUCCUGGGCCACGGAACCUUCGCGAAGGUCCACCACGCGCGCAACACCAAAACCGGGGAAGGCGUGGCCAUCAAAAUCAUAAACAAGGAGAAGAUCCUCAAAGGCGGUUUAGUGUCCCACAUAAAGCGCGAGAUCUCGAUCCUCCGCCGCGUGCGCCACCCCAACAUCGUCCAGCUCUUCGAAGUGAUGGCCACCAAAACCAAGAUCUACUUCGUGAUGGAGUUCGUCCGCGGCGGCGAGCUCUUCAACAAGGUCGCCAAAGGGAGGCUCAAGGAACAAGCCGCCAGAACCUACUUCCAACAGUUAAUCUCCGCCGUCCAGUUUUGCCACGCGCGAGGGGUCUUCCACAGGGACAUCAAGCCCGAGAAUUUACUCCUGGACGAAAACGGAAACCUGAAAGUCUCCGACUUCGGACUGAGCGCCGUCUCGGACCAGAUAAGGCAGGACGGGCUCUUCCACACCUUUUGCGGCACUCCUGCUUACGUGGCACCGGAGGUUUUGGGUCGCAAGGGCUACGACGGUGCCAAGGUUGAUAUUUGGUCUUGUGGGGUUGUCUUGUUUGUUUUGAUGGCCGGCUACUUGCCCUUUCAUGAUCGUAAUGUUAUGGCUAUGUAUAAGAAGAUUUACAAGGGUGACUUUCGUUGUCCCAGGUGGUUCUCUUCUGAUCUCACUCAACUUCUCUCUCGCCUCCUCGACACCAACCCUCACACCAGGAUUUCCAUCCCCCAAAUCAUGGACCAUCCCUGGUUCAAGAAGGACUUCAAGCAGAUUAAAUUCUACGUUGAGGAUGACAGGGUUUGUAGUUUUGAUGAUAAGCUUCAGCUCCAGCUUCAUCAUGAUGAUCAUGCUGAUGAUGAUUUCGCCACGUCUGAUUCUGAGGUUGAGGUUAGAAGGAGGAAUACUACCAAUGCUUCGUUGCCGAGGCCUGCCAGUUUGAAUGCGUUUGACAUCAUAUCGUUUUCCCAAGGCUUUGACCUCUCUGGCUUGUUUGAGGAAAAAGGCGAUGAGGCCAGGUUUGUGUCUUCUGCUCCGGUUUCCAAGAUUAUAUCGAAAUUAGAGGAGGUUGCUCAGUUGGUUAGUUUUACUGUGAGGAAGAAGGACUGCAGGGUCAGCUUGGAGGGGUGUCGGGAAGGUGUGAAGGGGCCUUUGACCAUUGCUGCUGAAAUUUUUGAGCUGACACCUUCCUUGGUGGUGGUGGAGGUCAAGAAAAAGGGAGGGGAUAAGGCCGAGUAUGACAAGUUUUGCAACUCUGAGUUGAGGCCUGCUUUGGAGAAUUUGAUGGUGGAGGAAACAGCUUCUUCUUCAGGCCAAUCUACGCACUCUGAAUCUAAAUCUAAACCCCCACAACGAGUUCUUUCUGAAUCUGCCCUUGACAAACAUUUAGGUAAUGAAUCUUUGUACCAACGGGAAUUGGGUUUUGCAGAAGAGACUAGUAUCUUGCAAGAGGAUGAAUCAAGGUUCGAAUUUGCAUCAGAUAAGGUGCCUACAUUUACUAUCGGAUAAGGUGUUUACAUUUAUUGUCUGUGUCUCGAACAUGAUUGUUUUGAAAGAGUGAAACAUGUGAGAAACCAAAAAGACAAUGAAUGUUUUGUAUUAGCUAAGGUACCAGAAGAAUGACACGAGAUAAUAGGAUACUGCUGCUCUCGUUUUUUUAUUUUUAUUUUUAGGUUGUGUGUAAUAUGUUAAAUUUUUCUUUCUUUUUCACUCGAGAAAGAAUUGUCCUGCUUUUUAGGUUUGCUACUUGACUGGAGCAUUAGAUACUACUGUAUUUGUAUGUCCAAAAAAUGUUGUAUUGUAAGGCUGAUUUAAUUUAAAUAUACUGAAUAAAGUGUACAUGUUCACAUGUCUUGGCGCA
Molecule: messenger RNA, 2039 nt
Organism: Cajanus cajan (pigeon pea)
Lineage: Eukaryota; Viridiplantae; Streptophyta; Magnoliopsida; Fabales; Fabaceae
Product: CBL-interacting serine/threonine-protein kinase 12
Biological process (GO): signal transduction; protein phosphorylation
Molecular function (GO): ATP binding; protein serine/threonine kinase activity
Source: RefSeq, a predicted model, not a curated record